Messenger RNA from Lemur catta (Ring-tailed lemur), 6789 nucleotides. It is a transcript of the gene TPPP, whose product is annotated as tubulin polymerization promoting protein. The transcript has 4 exons. Gene Ontology annotation, biological process: microtubule bundle formation; positive regulation of protein polymerization; microtubule polymerization. Gene Ontology annotation, molecular function: tubulin binding. The record is from RefSeq and is a predicted model, not a curated record. Bases 122 to 787 code for a protein of 221 amino acids. NCBI's taxonomy places the organism in Eukaryota, Metazoa, Chordata, Mammalia, Primates, Lemuridae. Gene Ontology annotation, cellular component: microtubule.
GGCCGGGCCGGGGCGGGGCGGGUGGCGGGGACGGCCGGGCGCGAGCUCCGCGGGACACCCGAUCGCGCGGCCACCGAGUCGCGGAGGCGCCGCCGCUGCAGUCGCUGCAUCUCCGAGCGACAUGGCCGACAGCAAGGCCAAACCCGCCAAAGCGGCCAACAGGACACCCCCUAAGUCCCCGGGGGACCCUGCCAAGGACAAGGCAGCCAAGCGGCUGUCACUGGAGUCCGAAGGUGCCAGUGAGGGGGCGGCUGCCACGGCCCCUGCGCUCAGUGCCCUGGAGGAGGCCUUCCGGCGCUUUGCAGUGCAUGGGGACACGCGGGCCACAGGGAAGGAGAUGCACGGCAAGAACUGGUCGAAGCUGUGCAAGGACUGCCAGGUGAUCGACGGGAAGAACGUGACUGUCACCGACGCGGACAUCGUCUUCAGCAAGAUCAAGGGGAAGUCCUGCCGGACCAUCACCUUCGAGCAGUUCCAGGAGGCGCUGGAGGAGCUCGCCAAGAAGCGGUUCAAAGACAGGAGCGCCGAGGAGGCCGUCCGCGAGGUGCACCGGCUGGUCGAGGGCAAGGCCCCGGUCAUCUCAGGGGUCACGAAGGCCAUCUCAUCGCCCACCGUGUCGCGGCUCACCGACACGACCAAGUUCACGGGCUCCCACAAGGAGCGCUUCGACUCCUCGGGCAAGGGCAAGGGCAAGGCCGGCCGUGUGGACCUGGUGGACGAGUCGGGCUACGUGCCUGGCUACAAGCACGCAGGCACCUACGACCAGAAGGUGCAUGGGGGCAAGUAGCUCCGCGGACCUGUGCCCCGCGACCCUGCAGGUGUCCGGGGAGCAGGAACUGUAUCGUGUCACUUCAUUACAUUCCUGUGGACAUUCCUGUGCUCACUUGGGCAGAACUCAGAGGGGCGACUUGCUGGGGGCUGGAGCAGCUGUAGGGGCCACACCCAGGCCUCCCUCCUGCUGGGCACCCGACACCCGCCUCGCAGACCCCAGGUUUGGGCCCUGACCCUCCCUAUCCCGCCUGCCUCGGCCUAAGCUGGAGACUGGACGGCCGCUUCCAAAGUGUCUCUUGGGAUUGCACCACACUGGCUACCUGGUUUGCAGGUGAAAGGGGUGUUUUAAAGGAGCAGGUAAUCGUGGGGACUCUGGGAAACAGACCUGUAGGAGGCCACGCCGACCUCUUGACUGGCAGACACUUUCCAGGGGCCUUGAGGGCGACAGGAGCUAAGGAACUAACCAACAGCACAAAUAAAACCAGGUGAGCUCCAGGCAGACUCUUGUCUGCGGGCCCUGAGGCCUGUCCUGCCGCAGACCCCACAGGGUCCUCCGGGCCUUCCUUGGAGGCCAGAUGUGGGGAGGCAGGUCCCACAGCACACGCAUAUGCUUGCACACACUCAUGCACACGUGCUCCUGCACACACACACUUGCACACACCGUCAAGGUGACAGGAAGGCUGAGGGGCACAACGGCCAGCUUCCCGGCUGACCAGAGUGACCUGGAGCAUGAAGUUAGCCGUCCUUGGGCUGGUUUCCUGAGAUGGUGACUGCACGUCUGUUCUCAGAGUGGGUCCAAGAAGAUCCAGGAUGUCCUGUCCCCACGUUGCCAGGCAGGAGCCUCACCGGCACGUGACAGGCAUCUCUGCCUGGCCUCCCACUUAUCCAUCCAUGCUGCCCACUGUUUUGCUCCCAAACCUGUCAGCCACAGCCUGUGCAGUUUCAGCUCUCUCCAAAUGGCUCUCCUGACCUCUCCCAACCCUUUGCAGCACAGGACGCCAAACGGGCCUGCAGCAUUUGCCAGGGCUUUGUCCUCCACCACCACAGAGUGCACAGGCGUCAGUGGGCACAGCCUGCCCAGGACCCCCACAUGUCUACACUGCGAGCACGCAGCACAAGAGCCCUGCGCUGCUGCUCUGUCCCGGGGAUGCUGAUCAGUGUGGCCCCCUGCUGUCACAUUAGCCCCCACAGUCAUCUGUCCCUUGGCAUGAACAGCCAUCGCCUUGAGUGUAACCUGCUGGGCCAUGUGGUUCUGGAGCUGGUCCUGGAAACAGCCCGCGGCAGCCUCGGGGAAAUGCUCCCAGGAGCCCGUUUGCCCUUGGCUCCAUCCAGCUCUGCCCAGGGCCGAUGGCCAUCCAGGGCUGGGCUUAUGGCACAGGUAGACAGCAGGCCCCUCCCUCACUGCCACAGCACACAGACACGCCACCCACCUCCCCUGAGCCCCGAGAGCACCUGGUCACCCACCCGUGUGGGCCCGAGCCUCAGGGCUCCCUGCUGAACGGUCCCCUGAGGGUCCGGGUCUUCGCAGCCCCCUCAAAAGGGAGGCCUCAACUCAAGGAUGGGGUGGCCCAGUGGGCACCUUCCUUCUGAGGUUCUGAAGCUCACAGUGCCUGGUGCUGAAGACCAAGGAACAGUGGCUUUCAGGCCGCAAGACUCCCUUGUAGGGCCCGGCCCAGCCCCAUCUCCAGACUAUGCCCAGCUGGCCCUUGCGUGAAACCUGUAGGCAAACGUACAUAAGAUGUGGGAAAUGUCUGAAAACAACUCUGAGCAUGCAAAGUGUUUAAUAAUCUGAUCACAACCCAAAAAGCCCUCGUGUUCAAGAUGCUGAUGACUUUCAUUACGGUCGAUGAACAGGCUCCUGCCCAGGUCGAGCAGCUCAGGACCUGGAAGGACCCUGGCACCCCACACCUUCUCAGGCGCCUGUCCCCUCCAGACCCCCUGGUCAGAAUGCGGCACCACCGUGGGCUGUCUGUCCCUUGAUCUGAGGCUGCUUUUCUCUUGUUCUUCUGCCCGUGAACAACCCCGUCUCCACAAUCAUGGCCAAGUCACAUGGAACAGACACGAUGCCAGCAGGACCCCGGCCCCAGAGCUGAGCACGCCCAGCCAAGGCAGAGGGACAGGCCAGAGUGGCGUCUGGGGGUGCUCAGGCUGCACAGUAGGAACCAACACUCUCCUGGACCCACACUGGUCUGUGGGGACACAAUACACUGAAGGCACAGGUGCCAGAGCACCAGGACGCUGUCUCCUGUUCAGCAGGUCGUCCUCGGGCUAGAAUGGCCCCUAAAUGAAGGUCCAAACCAAGUCAGGGCUGGCCUGCCUCACAGCAUACUAGGAAAUUUGAUCCAAGGAAAAGAAACAACACAAGUGCCCACCUUCAUGGGACUACGGACCACCCAGCCUCACAGACAGGAGGCCUCUGCCACGGACAGGUCACCCCAUCCACGCAGUUGGCAUCUUACUCGCCACAGCGCCCUCCCCAGAAUGGGACAGAGCAGCCCAGAGCGGUGAGGUCCACGGGUCCCGCCUGCGGAGUGCCAGCACCACCCACCUCAGGCCCCGGAGGGGAGCUCCAUGACGAGAAAUGCUCCUUGCACUUCUGAUGAAAAUUUUAGAAUGCAUUCCUGAUUGCUGCAGCAAAUCUUUGGGUUUUGUGAAUGAAAACCGAGUGCACAUUCUCUCUGCCUUGGUGGCCUUCCCUGUCACAGCCUGGAGGGCCCCUGGGCUCCAGAGGGAGAGACCUCACGCCCCAGACUCUCCCUCAACACGCUCUCGGCUGUCGCCUGGCACACAGCACCAAGAGGCCAAUUAGGCGUCUCCAGUGCGUCCCCUGCCCGUCCCCCACGGGUCCCAAGGUUUUCUCAGACACUCGUGAGCCAGGACAGCAUCCUCCAGUCGGGUUCCAAGUGUAGAUCUGCAAACACACUCUCCCCUCCCAUCUACACCACCUAGCAAGGAAGGGGGAGUAAAACUCAAGUCAUGAGGACAUACUAGUCACCAUUCUGUCAGUUUAAAACUGUCUGUUGAAUUUGUCAUUGCAUCUGUGUGUAGCCUUUGAACACAGAACAUCUGCCUGGACCCUAAAUUCACUGGACAAAACAGACACAUGCAUUUUCCUCAGUCAGUUUCUGAAUAUUGUGACUACACGGGCAGGGUGUUUGUCUUUUUUGCAUGUUUUUAUGCAAUGCCAAUUAGCUUCUACUAACCAUGGUUAAAUAGAAAUUCAAUGUCUAUCUGUGAAUACAAGAAACUGCACAGCAUGCAACCCAGAACAGAGGGACAGGUUCUGUCAGGGCUGACACCCAGGUGACAGGGACACCCAGGAGACAGGGAUGGGUUCUGUCAGGGGUGACACCCAGGAGACAGGAACACCCAGGAGACAGGGGCAGGUUCUGUCAGGAGAGGACAUUAGGAGACAGGGGCAGGUUCUGUCAGGGAUGACACCCAGGAGACAGGGGCAGGUUCUGUCAGGGGAGGACAUUAGGAGACAGGGGACAGGUUCUGUCAGGGGUGACACCCAGGAGACAGGGGCAGGUUCUGUCGGGGGAGGACAUUAGGAGACAGGGGACAGGUUCUGUCAGGGGUGACACCCAGGAGACAGGGGCAGGUUCUGUCAGGGGAGGACAUUAGGAGACAGGGGACAGGUUCUGUCAGGGGUGACACCCAGGAGACAGGGGCAGGUUCUGUCAGGGGUGACACCCAGGAGACAGGGGCAGGUUCUGUCAGGGGAGGACAUUAGGAGACAGGGGCAGGUUCUGUCAGGGAUGACACCCAGGAGACAGGGACAGGUUCUGUCAGGGGAGGACAUUAGGAGACAGGGGACAGGUUCUGUCAGGGGUGACACCCAGGAGACAGGGGCAGGUUCUGUCAGGGGAGGACAUUAGGAGACAGGGGACAGGUUCUGUCAGGGGUGACACCCAGGAGACAGGGGCAGGUUCUGUCAGGGGAGGACAUUAGGAGACAGGGGACAGGUUCUGUCAGGGGUGACACCCAGGAGACAGGGGCAGGUUCUGUCAGGGGAGGACAUUAGGAGACAGGGGACAGGUUCUGUCAGGGGUGACACCCAGGAGACAGGGGCAGGUUCUGUCAGGGGAGGACAUUAGGAGACAGGGGACAGGUUCUGUCAGGGGUGACACCCAGGAGACAGGGGCAGGUUCUGUCAGGGGUGACACCCAGGAGACAGGGGCAGGUUCUGUCAGGGGAGGACAUUAGGAGACAGGGGCAGGUUCUGUCAGGGAUGACACCCAGGAGACAGGGACAGGUUCUGUCAGGGGAGGACAUUAGGAGACAGGGGACAGGUUCUGUCAGGGGUGACACCCAGGAGACAGGGGCAGGUUCUGUCAGGGGAGGACAUUAGGAGACAGGGGACAGGUUCUGUCAGGGGUGACACCCAGGAGACAGGGGCAGGUUCUGUCAGGGGAGGACAUUAGGAGACAGGGGACAGGUUCUGUCAGGGGUGACACCCAGGAGACAGGGGCAGGUUCUGUCAGGGGAGGACAUUAGGAGACAGGGACAGGUUCUGUCAGGGGUGACACCCAGGAGACAGGGGCAGGUUCUGUCAGGGGAGGACAUUAGGAGACAGGGGCAGGUUCUGUCAGGGGAGGACAUUAGGAGACAGGGGCAGGUUCUGUCAGGGGUGACACCCAGGAGACAGGGGCAGGUUCUGUCAGGGGAGGACAUUAGGAGACAGGGGCAGGUUCUGUCAGGGGUGACACCCAGGGGAGGACAGUGCUAACAGUGUCUGAGCCUCAGGAGAGAGAAGGGUAGAAGAGAUUCUGACAACACUGAUCAUAUCAGAAUACUUAUUUAUUUCUAUUUAAUGCUAUAGGAUAAACAACUAGUUAGUGGUCACAAAUUAGCUUUACCAAAAUCAAAGUUCAAAUUAUAUGUUUAAAAUAUCAUAGCAAAAGAUUUAUAUUUAUACUGGAGUAUUUUUACACCUUUAAUAUCCUCAGUCUUAAGUUUGGGGGCAGGUGAAAUUACAGCGAGGCCAGUAAGUUGGGGAGGCCCGUGCAGGAGUCCGCCUGUCUGGCGUCCUGUCCGUGCCAUUCCCCUCCUCGUCCCAGCGGGACAGUCAGGGCAGGCCACAGGCUCACACCCCGCCCCCACGCCCGUGGGCUGCAGCCUCCGUGUUGUGAAUAGUGCGCUGGCACACAGCGACUCCUGUGUGUCCACGUGUCUGUGGCUGCUGGGACGAUACAACUGGAGUGGAGGGGUCGGGACAGAUGCCUGGGCCCUCCACCCCUGAGGGGAAAGUGCCUGCCCAUCCAGUUCAUCUGUUCCCGCAGGUGACUGUGCUGGCUACUCCAUCCUGCAGCACACACCACAGGGACACCCUGCUGUCACCUGUUCCAUGCAGCACAGGCUGACAGCUAGCUGUACUGUGAAGUUAAUGAUAGGCUAGAGUGCCCUUCAAACACUGAACCUGAAUAACUUUCCUCCACUUACUACUGAACACUUUGGGAACUCCGGUGGUUCAGGGGUGUGGCCUUUCACCGGGGUAUGUGAUGGGGGGAUGCUUUAGUUAACUUUCUUUCUUUAGACCUCUUAAUGAACUAAACCAAGCCAAACAACAAAGGAAACCUACACAACUUAAAGGAAACUUGAAAGGGAUAAUGUAUACUACUAGUUUGUACUAAGUAUUUUUCAAGAAAGGGAAACAAAUUUAUAUAUAUAUAUGCAAUAUAUUUUUUCACUGUUUUAUUAAUGUUAGGGAGUACUGAGCGUAUCACUUUAUCAGUGUGAUGGGUCAUGUCCAUGUCAUGGGUGUUCUGACACAGAAAGGCACUUCUGUUGACUAACCACACUCACCAGGAAUGUCUGCGGAGUUGGGGCAGCCCUGCUGUCCCCCCUACAGAGCUCAAAGUGUGGUGUCACCUGUUGGACUUGCUGUCAAGGCCUGGCUUGCAAACCUUUAGGGAAAUAGCUAAUGUCUGUCUGCAUACUGCUCCUUGUGUGUUUGCUGUUGUUAACAUUGUGUGUCAAAUUGGUAAAGUGAUUGAAUAAAGGUGAUAAAACAUG